Messenger RNA from Heteronotia binoei (common prickly gecko), 2829 nucleotides. Its product is annotated as zinc finger protein 420-like. The record is from RefSeq and is a predicted model, not a curated record. Bases 1 to 2829 code for a protein of 942 amino acids. NCBI's taxonomy places the organism in Eukaryota, Metazoa, Chordata, Lepidosauria, Squamata, Gekkonidae. Gene Ontology annotation, molecular function: RNA polymerase II cis-regulatory region sequence-specific DNA binding; DNA-binding transcription factor activity, RNA polymerase II-specific. Gene Ontology annotation, cellular component: nucleus. Gene Ontology annotation, biological process: regulation of transcription by RNA polymerase II. The transcript has 8 exons.
AUGGCCUUUGGAGACCAGGUCUACCUGUCCCUUUCCAUUAAAUUGGGAGACCUGGCCUCUGGAGACCAGGUCUACCCGGCCCUUUCCAUUAAAUUGGUAGACAUGGCCUCUGGCGACCAGGUCUACCUGUCCCUUUCCAUUAAAUUGGUAGACCUGGCCUCUGGAGACCAGGUCUACCUGGCCCUUUCCAUUAAAUUGGGAGACCUGGCCUCUGGAGAUCAGGUCUACCCGGCCCUUUCCAUUAAAUUGGGAGACCUGGCCUCUGGAGAUCAGGUCUACCUGGCCCUUUCCAUUAAAUUGACUAGCCCUGCUAAGGUGCAGAGAACGGCUCAGAAAAAGCAAGAAACUGGCUCUGAGCUUGAGAAAGGUGGCCCUACACUACAGGCAGCAGGUGUAGAGCAGACAGCUGGGGAAUUCCAGGGGUUCCCUUUGGGAAAAGCCAAGAAUGAAGAUGUCGAAGGAAUCUUGGGAGUUGGAGCUGGACCACAGUGGCAGGAGACAAGCCAUACAGCUGGGGAUUAUCAAAGGAAUGAGGAGGGUGAGGAACUGCAUCCUCUAUUGUCAGAUGAAGUCAAGAAUGAAGACUUGAGAGGCAACUUCCAAAAUCAAGAGGUGAAGCCUUUUCAAUGCUCGGAAUGCGGGAAGAGAUUCAUUUAUAGAAGCCAUCUUCAAAAACAUCUCAGAACCCACACAGGGGAGAAGCCUAUUGAAUGUUCAGUAUGUGGGAAGAGAUUCACUCAGAGUGGUGCUCUUCAAGAACAUCUAAGAACCCACACAGAGGAGAAGCAUUUUGAAUGCUCAGAGUGUGGGAAGAAAUUCAGUCGGAGUGGUGAUCUCCAAAAACAUCCAAGAACCCACACAGGGGAGAAGCCUUUUGAAUGCUCAGAAUGUGGGAAGAGAUUCAGUCUUAGUGGCAGUCUUCAAAAUCAUCUAAGAACCCACACAGAGGAGAAGCAUUUUGAAUGCUCAGAGUGUGGGAAGAGAUUCAAUCACAGUGGUAGUCUCCAAGGACAUCUAAGAACCCACACAGGGGAGAAGCCUUUUGAAUGCUCAGAGUGUUGGAGGAGAUUCAAUCACAAUGGCCGUCUUCAGGAACAUCUAAGAACUCACACAGGGGAGAAACCUUUUGAAUGCUCAGAGUGUGGGAGGAGAUUCAGUCAAAAAGGCUGUCUUCAAAAGCAUAUGAGAACCCACACAGGGGAGAAGCAUUUUCAAUGCUUAGAGUGUGGGAAGAGAUUCAUUCGCAGUGGCCAUCUUCAAGAACAUCUGCAAACCUACACAGGGGAGAAGCCAUUUGAAUGCUCAAAGUGUGGAAAGAAGUUCAGUCAGAAAGGCAGUCUUCAAGAACAUAUGAGAACCCACACAGGGGAGAAGCCAUUUGAAUGCUCAGAGUGUGGGAGGCGAUUCAACCAGUUUUCCAACCUUACUUCCCAUCAAAGGAUUCACACAGGGGAGAAAGCGUACAAAUGCCUGGAGUGUGGGAAAAGCUUCAUUCGGGGUUUCAGUCUUACUUCCCACCAAAGAGUUCACACAGGGGAGGAACCAUACAAAUGCCUAGAGUGUGGGAAAAGCUUCCGUCAUAGUUCUGGACUUCUUUACCAUCGAAGAAGUCACACAGGGGAGAAGCCAUAUCAAUGCCAGGAGUGUGGGAAAAGCUUCACUGACAAGUCCAGUCUUAAUUCCCAUCAAAGCAUUCAUACAGGGGAGAAAGCGUAUAAAUGCCCAGAGUGUGGAAAAACCUUUCGUCGAAGGGACAACCUUAUUUCCCAUCAAAGAAUUCACACAGGGGAGAAAGCAUACAAAUGCCUAGAGUGUGGGGAAAGUUUCAGUUACAGCUCAUACCUUUGUCUUCAUCAGAAAAUUCACACAGGGGAGAAAUCAUAUAAAUGCCCAGAGUGUGGAAAAACCUUCCAUCGAAGGGACACCCUUAUUUCCCAUCAAAGAAUUCACACUGGGGAAAAGCCAUAUAAAUGUCUGGAGUGUGGAAAAACCUUCAGUCGUGCUUCUGGUCUUACUUCCCAUCAAAGAAUUCAUACAGGGGAGAAACCAUAUAAAUGCCUGGAGUGUGGGAAAAGCUUCAGGAAGAGUUCAAGGCUUAAUGUUCAUCAGAAAAUUCACACAGGGGAGAAACCAUAUAAAUGUCUGGAGUGUGGAAAAAGCUUCCGUCAGCGUUCCGGACUUAUUUCCCAUAGAAGAAGUCACACAGGGGAGAAACCAUAUACAUGCCUGGAGUGUGGGAAAAGCUUCAGGAAGAGUUGCCACCUUACUUACCAUCAAAGAAUUCACUCAGGGGAGAAACCAUAUAAAUGUCGGGAGUGUGGGAAAGGCUUCAGUCUUGGCGGAAGCCUUACUUCCCAUCAAAGAAUUCACACGGGGGAGAAACCAUAUAAAUGCCUGGAGUGUGGGAAAACCUUCAGUCAGAGUUCCAGUCUUACUUCCCAUCGAAGAAUUCACACAGGGGAGAAACCAUAUAAAUGCCAGGAAUGUGAAAAAAGCUUCACUGUCAGUUCACACCUUAUUGUUCAUCAGAAAAUUCAUACAGGGGAGAAACCAUUUAAAUGCAUGGAGUGUGGGAAAAGCUUCACUAUCAGUUCACACCUUAUUGUUCAUCAGAAAAUUCAUACAGGGGAGAAACCAUUUAAAUGCAUGGAGUGUGGGAAAAGCUUCACUAUCAGUUCACACCUUAUUGUUCAUCAGAAAAUUCAUACAGGGGAGAAACCAUUUAAAUGCCUGGAGUGUGGGAAAGGCUUCUCGAAGAGAGGAAUCCUUACUUCCCAUCAAAGAAUUCAUGCAGAAGAGAAAACAGACCUUACUUCCCACCAUGCAUAA